This is a messenger RNA of Daldinia caldariorum, 1829 nucleotides long. RefSeq names its product FMN-dependent dehydrogenase-domain-containing protein. Gene Ontology annotation, molecular function: heme binding; oxidoreductase activity. Lineage: Eukaryota; Fungi; Ascomycota; Sordariomycetes; Xylariales; Hypoxylaceae. The transcript has 5 exons. Bases 313 to 1749 code for a protein of 478 amino acids. The record is from RefSeq and is a predicted model, not a curated record.
GAUUUAAUGGGUGUCUAGAUUCUGCAUAGGUAGAUAGGUAGGUUUGAAUGCGGCAUUAUAUAAACCCUUUUGCCUGAAGUGGAAAGUGGUCGAACGAGUUAUCGACCCACGACCAAGUAGUAUGGGUCCCGGAUUGUUGACAGAGUUUAUACUGCAAUGUUCGAGUAAUUGACCACUCAUAGCUUCAACCCCUGAAAGCUAGUAAGCUCGGGAGCGAAUAGCGCUUGGCGAAGGCGUUUAAUAUGCGAUAGGUUCAUUUACAUCGAGGGUUGUUGGCUGAUCUUUUUCGUGAGCUUAUAAAGCUAAGUCAAUAUGAAUCCAAUAUGGACUUUAGCAGAAGUGAGUAGACACAAGACUGAACAGAGCUGCUGGAUGGUCUUGCAUGGGAAGGUAUAUGAUAUUACUUCAUUUGUCCCAAAACACCCAGGAGGUAGAAGUAUUCUGCUAAAAAACGCAGGAAAAGAUGCUUCCGCGGCUUUCGAUUCUGUCCACCCGGUUGAGAUACUGGAGGAGUAUCUAGCACCAGACCAGGUAAUAGGAACGAUUGAGUCAGAUCAUGCUGCCGAGGACUCCAAGGCUCCAAAGUCUAAAGAUGAUUCGCAAUUAGGAUCAAAAGAGCUUUCAUCAAUCACAUUGCCCCCACUUGCAUCAAUGUUAAGCGUGGCAGAGAUUGAAUCGUACGCGAUGAAAUGUCUAUCGCCGAAAGCAAUAUCAUACUACGCCUCUGCCUCCGACGACCAAAUCACGAAAGAAGCCAACGGGAAAAUAUACCGCUCCAUCCUCCUGCGACCACGCGUCUUCGUAGACUGCACGGAGUGUUCCCUAGAGACGUCGCUAGUGGGUAACAAAGUCAACCUACCAAUCUACGUCUCCCCGGCAGCCGUGGCUCGUCUAGCCCACCCGAGCGGCGAAGCCGGGAUCGCAGGGGCGUGCUCGAGAUCCCACGCGCUGCAGAUCAUCAGCAAGAACGCGUCGCUGUCCCCGCGGGCCACCGUGAGCGCGGGGCCCGACGCCGUCUUCGCCUGGCAGCUCUACGUGCUCAAGGACCGCGCGGCGACCGAGCGGACCCUCGCCCAGAUCCGCGAGAUCCCGCAGAUAAAGUUCAUCGUGCUGACGCUCGACGCGCCGUUCCCGGGGAAGCGCGAGGCGGACGAGCGCUUCAAGAUGGCGGAGGUGGCGGGUGGGGCGCCGCCGCAGGCGUGGGGUACGGAGUCCGGGUUGACGUGGCGGAAGACGCUGAAAUGGCUCGGUAGACAUACGAGGCUGCCGAUUGUACUUAAGGGGAUCCAGACGCACGAAGAUGCGUACGCCGCGACGCUGUUCCCUGCUGUUAAAGGGAUUAUCAUUUCGAAUCAUGGCGGUCGGGCCCUUGAUACGGCGCCCCCACCAGUUCAAGUCCUGUUGGAGAUUCGGAAGUUCUGUCCGCAGGUUUUCGAUACCGUCGAUGUGCUUGUUGACGGAGGUGUUAAGCGAGGUACGGAUGUUGUGAAGGCCUUGGCGUUAGGGGCUAAGGGCGUCGGGAUCGGCCGAGCGGCUCUCUAUGGACUCUCAGUCGGAGGAGAAGAGGGUGUCGAGAGAGUGCUUAAGAUUCUCGCGGAUGAAACCCGAACAGCGAUGAGGCUACUUGGAGUAAGGAACGUAUCGGAACUGAACCCACGACAUAUCAAUACAAGUGCUUUAACUUCAGGAUUGUUUGGCGGGCCUUCAGGUCUUGAGGAUGUCGACAGGAUACUCCAGUCGAAGUUGUGAAAGAUCUUAGGAUUGAUCAUAUGGUUGAUCAAUACACCAUCAAAUAGGACAUGGGAGUCAUGCAGCUAUAAAAGCCUUAC